Molecule: messenger RNA, 1323 nt
Organism: Brassica napus (rape)
Lineage: Eukaryota; Viridiplantae; Streptophyta; Magnoliopsida; Brassicales; Brassicaceae
Exons: 4
Coding region: 1-1323 (440 amino acids)
Source: RefSeq, a predicted model, not a curated record
AUGGCAUCUUCUUCCAACAAUUUUCACUAUCAUUAUGAUGCAAAUGAUGAUAGUUUAGAUCAAAUUUUUCAAGAGCAAUUUGAUAAAGAAUUAGAAGCUGCUGCAGAGGAAAUGCCGGCCCCGAAGAAUAAACGUAUCUAUAUCGAUAGAAAGCGGGAAGAAGGUCACAAUCGGUUAUGGAACGAUUAUUUUAGUGAUAAUCCGACUUACCCGGAGAAGUUAUUUCGUAGACGAUUUCGAAUGAACAAAUCAUUGUUCUUGCGUAUUGUCAAUCGUCUCACUGCAGAAGUUCCAUAUUUUCGACCAAAAAAGGAUGCAACCUUCCGGGAUGGUGUAUCACCGUUACAACAAUGUACUGCAGCUAUUCGACUAUUAGCAUAUGGGGGUGCGGCGGAUGGUGUUGACGAAUAUAUACGUAUUGGCGAAACAACGGCUCGUGAAUGUUUGGAACACUUCGUCGUCGGAAUAGUUGACUUGUUUGGCGAUGAAUACCUUCGCCGACCCACAGAAGAUGAUCUGCGAAGGCUACUCUUUUAUGGAGAACGACGGGGUUUUCCCGGGAUGGUUGGCAGCAUCGACUGUAUGCACUGGAAAUGGAAAAAUUGCCCAACCGCUUGGAAAGGAAUGUAUUCACGAGGCACCGAUAAACCAACAAUUGUUUUGGAGGCGGUGGCUUCAGAAGAUCUAUGGAUAUGGCACGCAUUUUUUAGAGCGCCAGGUACUUGUAACGAUUUAAAUGUACUUGACCAAUCACCAGUAUUUAAUGACAUUAUUUACAGUCGAGCUCCCGAACUGAAGUACAAUGUCAACGGAAGGGAGUAUAAUUUGGCUUACUACCUGACGGAUGGCAUUUACCCCGAAUGGGCGACAUUUGUUAAAUCCAUCCCACGACCACAACACCCGAAACAUCGUUUGUUUGCAGAACAUCAAGAAGGUGUGCGAAAAGAUGUUGAGCGUGCAUUCGGAGUCCUCCAAUCUAGAUUCGCGAUAAUUAAAAAUCCAUCUCUUUUAUGGUCGAAAGAUGAACGAGAUUCAUACACUCUCGAACAAGAAUUGGAACAAGAAAAUGGAACCGGAACUACUCCGGGUCGUUCGUUUUCAGACAAGAACGGAUUAAAUCAGCAAAAGCUUGAGAAUUGUGAUCCAGAAGGAAAAGCUGCUGACUUUAGGGAAGUUCUUACUCAUGCUUCAGAAGAUCGGUUCGUACUUGAUUAUGUCUUACUGUCCAUUACCCGUCAGAAUUACCGGCAAAUCGGUAACCUUUAUCCUGAUAUCUCUGUUGAGUUGCAUGUUAUGGCUUCUAAGGUUGCAAUGAGAACAUAG